Messenger RNA from Pseudonaja textilis, 1758 nucleotides. RefSeq names its product ARF like GTPase 6 interacting protein 5 (gene ARL6IP5). Gene Ontology annotation, biological process: negative regulation of transport. Gene Ontology annotation, cellular component: membrane. The record is from RefSeq and is a predicted model, not a curated record. Lineage: Eukaryota; Metazoa; Chordata; Lepidosauria; Squamata; Elapidae.
GCUCUGCUGCCUUUAGUAGCGCCGCUCCUGCCGCAGAAAGCCGGAUGGGAGAAUCACGAUGGACGUGCAAGUCGCGCCGCUGAGAUCAUGGGACGACUUCAUCCCGGGCCACGACCGCUUCGCCCUGCCGGAUUUCAAAGAUAUCUCCAAAUGGAACAACCGGGUGGUCAGCAACCUGCUCUAUUACCAGACCAAUUACCUCGUGGUGGCUGCCGCGGUGUUUUCCAUCGUGGGAUUUCUGAAUCCCCUGAAAAUGCUGCUUGGCAUCUUGGUGGUGAUCCUGGUCUUCACAGCAUUCGUGUGCGCAUCCCACAAAAAAGACUUCAUUUGCAAGUUUAAGAAGCACUACCCUGCUGCUUUUGUCAUGGCAGUUAUGUUGCUGAGCUACAUCCUGAUAUCCUUUUUCGGAGGCGUCUUGGUGUUUCUGUUUGGCAUCACGUUUCCUUUGUUCUUGAUGUUUCUUCAUGCAUCUUUGAGGCUUCGAAAUUUAAAGAACAAGAUGGAGAACAAGAUAGAAAGCAUUGGCUUAAAGAAGACUCCCAUGGGCAUUAUCCUGGAUCUUCUUGAACAGCAGGAGGAGACCAUUUCCAAGCUAGCCGAUUACCUGGCUAAAGCAAAGGAUUAAACAUGCAGCUUGCAUGUUGGGGAAUGUGUUCAUUUUGUCCACCUCAUUUCUCAGUCUGUGAGCGGAAAUCGAUGCAGACUGCAAGAGUGAAGGAUGGCAAAAUAAAACACCCCAAUUCAUGUGGGUUCCCUCAGCACAGGGUGGUAAUAUCCCAUUUAUGUCAAAAGUGUCUGAGAUACAAAUGCAUUGGGUAAUUUAUGGCACUCACUCCUGUGUGGAAAUGUAGACUUCACUUCUUUCAGAUUCUUUGAUCUCUGUGUUAAGUAUUUUCCAAACUCCAUAUUUUACGGCAAUUCUAAAUGCACAGUAUUCUUUUUACCUUUAAGCAACAUAACUGUGUGCUACUGCACAUAUCCAAACUAUUGUUUUUGAGUGCAAAAUUAAAUCUAAUUUAUGUAUAUCCUGAUACACCUUUUGAAUGGGAUGUGGUUUCCCUAUGGAGAAAUAGAGACCUGCAAUUAUAGAAAUAUGAUAUGCCCAUUUUGUUGUGGGAUAUUUGAAUCUGCUCCUAUUUAGCAGCUGAUUCCUUUUUUCCCCCUGCAUGAGUUGUAAGCUUGCAUAGAUAACAUCUAGCCAAUAACAUUCCUUCUUUGUUCUUUCUGUAUGCAUAUGAAGAAUGUGGGGCAGAUUUUGUUACAAGGGGGACAUGAUUUUCUGUGUAUGCCCACAUACAGAUAUACAUGCUUUAGUAAUAAUAUUUAGUCAUUAUCAGGCUUGAGAUCUGCCAUUACAUAGAAUUAUGAAUCUUAUUGAGUGUAUGACUGGAAAAGCAAAUCUUAGUAUUUGUUAAUAUCUCAUAAUGACACUUAAUUUAAAUUUUGUGCAAGAAAAAUAAAUAAUAUUUAAAAUACUGCAAACUUCUUACUUUCCUUUUCUGUUCCACUUACAUGCAACAUUAUUUAUGCUGCAAAUAGCAGCUUGGAAGAAAAACUCAUCCAAUUCUCUGUUUACGAGACUGAUAUUAACUAAUGUUAGCUCUGUAACUCUCUUUCCCUAGCUCUUCCUUCUGGAACGGGAACUAAAAUAGUAACAUUUUAUUUAUUACAUGCUGACUGUAAACUUAUUUAUAAAAUGCAACAAAUUAUUUGGUGGAGAAUAUGUGUGUGUUUUCCAGCAUUAAAAGACUAGCGACC